CGCUGCUCGGCGCGCCCCGGAGCCGCCUGCCUGCGGGCGCCUGCGGCCUCCCUCGUGUCUGCCCCGGAGGACUGCGGGUCCCGGCUCUCGUCUUGCCUCUCGGCUGCCCAGGGUGCCCGGACUGGGAGCGGCUUGGCCAUGGCCGUGAGGAGGGACUCCGUGUGGAAGUACUGCUGGGGAGUUUUGAUGGUUUUGUGCAGAACUGCGAUUUCCAGAUCGAUAGUUUUAGAGCCUAUCUAUUGGAAUUCCUCGAACUCCAAAUUUCUACCUGGACAAGGACUGGUACUAUAUCCACAGAUAGGAGACAAAUUGGAUAUUAUAUGCCCAAAGGUGGACUCUAAAACUGUCGGCCAAUAUGAAUAUUAUAAAGUGUAUAUGGUUGAUAAGGACCAAGCAGACAGAUGCACUAUUAAGAAGGAAAACACUCCUCUCCUCAACUGUGCCCGACCAGACCAAGACGUAAAGUUCACUAUCAAGUUCCAGGAGUUCAGCCCUAACCUCUGGGGUCUUGAAUUUCAGAAGAACAAAGAUUACUACAUUAUAUCUACAUCAAAUGGGUCUUUGGAGGGCCUGGAUAACCAGGAGGGAGGGGUGUGCCAGACAAGAGCCAUGAAGAUCCUCAUGAAAGUUGGACAAGAUGCGAGUUCUGCUGGAUCAGCCAGGAAUAAUGAUCCAACAAGACGACCAGAACUAGAAGCUGGUACAAAUGGAAGAAGUUCAACAACAAGUCCCUUUGUAAAACCAAAUCCAGGGUCUAGCACAGACGGCAACAGCGCCGGACAUUCGGGGAACAUGCUCGGUUCCGAAGUGGCCUUAUUCGCAGGGAUUGCUUCAGGAUGCAUCAUCUUCAUCGUCAUCAUCAUCACGCUGGUGGUGCUGCUGCUCAAAUACCGGCGGAGACACCGGAAGCACUCGCCGCAGCACACGACCACCCUGUCGUUGAGCACGCUGGCCACGCCCAAGCGUGGCGCCAACAACAACGGCUCUGAGCCCAGUGACAUUAUCAUCCCGCUGAGGACUGCCGACAGCGUCUUCUGCCCACACUACGAGAAAGUCAGCGGGGACUACGGGCACCCGGUGUACAUCGUGCAGGAGAUGCCGCCACAGAGCCCUGCUAAUAUUUACUACAAGGUCUGAGCACCGCGCGCACCUGUGUGCCGCACCCGCGCUCUCCCGAAGGGGACUGGCCGCCCUUGACGGCUCCGCGCCAGCCAGGUGGCUGGUGGAUUGACUGCAGCCCAGGCUCUGGGAGAGGACCCCGCGGAGCUGGACAGCCAGGACACUCGCCAGAAGCUGCCCCUUGGACUGCUGUGCCGCUGCGGAGCCGCGGGCUGGCAGGGGCCCUGAGCGUCCUGGGAAGGCUGGUCUCAGCCCUGCCCAUGGCUCUUCCCCAGGGGCACACCAGACUGGCCCCAUGGACCGGGCCCGAGGGAAGGUUGGCAAAGCUCCCUCAAUGCCUCACCUCUCCUGUGCCCUGGGGCCUGGAGCCCUGGCCUGAGAGCCCUCACUUGUGUUGCGUGCUCUUGGCUGCAACCCCUCUCCCUGGCAACAUUAUCUGUGCACCGCCCCCAGCCACACCCCGGGCUGUGCCAUACAGGAAGACGAGGAGAUGACCGGUGGUGGAGGGCAGUAUGGCCAUGACGGCUCAGGGCUGCUGCCUGGAAAACAUAAAGCUGGGCAAGUACGAAAAGGAAGAAAAAAAUUUUUAAAAACACAAUUAGGUAGCACAGCACUUUGGCUUUAUGGGAUUGAAGAGAUAAGCAGGAGACAGGCUAAUUCGCUCAAGGGAUGGCGGUGCAUGGCUGGGGGGAGACAGCCACACGCAGGGAGGUGGGCGUGGGCACAGGCCAGGGUGAGAGGGCCCUGGUGGCAGCCAGGGAGAAACUGUGUGGUACUGGCAAUGCAGGUGUCGGGGCGGAGAUGUCAGUCUGCUCCAGCCAGAAAGGUCUGGAGCAGACCCAGCUGCUAUACUUCAUGUUAUUAAAC
This is a messenger RNA of Ochotona princeps (American pika), 1986 nucleotides long. It is a transcript of the gene EFNB2, whose product is annotated as ephrin B2. The transcript is spliced from 5 exons. Gene Ontology annotation, biological process: axon guidance; blood vessel morphogenesis; ephrin receptor signaling pathway. Bases 139 to 1137 code for a protein of 332 amino acids. NCBI's taxonomy places the organism in Eukaryota, Metazoa, Chordata, Mammalia, Lagomorpha, Ochotonidae. The record is from RefSeq and is a predicted model, not a curated record. Gene Ontology annotation, molecular function: ephrin receptor binding. Gene Ontology annotation, cellular component: plasma membrane.